Molecule: messenger RNA, 8120 nt
Organism: Pseudomyrmex gracilis
Lineage: Eukaryota; Metazoa; Arthropoda; Insecta; Hymenoptera; Formicidae
Gene: Pten
Product: phosphatidylinositol 3,4,5-trisphosphate 3-phosphatase and dual-specificity protein phosphatase PTEN
Exons: 8
Coding region: 1785-3590 (601 amino acids)
Biological process (GO): phosphatidylinositol dephosphorylation; regulation of phosphatidylinositol 3-kinase/protein kinase B signal transduction; phosphatidylinositol 3-kinase/protein kinase B signal transduction
Cellular component (GO): cell projection; cytosol; nucleus
Molecular function (GO): phosphatidylinositol-3,4,5-trisphosphate 3-phosphatase activity; protein tyrosine phosphatase activity
Source: RefSeq, a predicted model, not a curated record
AUGAGAAACGUGAUGGAUUUUAAAAGCCGUAGAGAAAUUCCGAGAUUAUCAUUUUUCUCGCAAUUUUUAAGAGUUUGUUAACAAAAAAACAGCAGUGAAGAAAAGAACGCAAUACCGACGAAACGGAGUGAAUGAAUCGCGAUCGUCCAUGGUCGUCGUCAACAGGAGUUCAAGAAACGAGACAUAGAAAAAGAGAGAUAUGUACAUAUAUAUAUAUAACUAUAUACAAAAUAUAUAUAUACAUGUAUACAUCGUACGUAUAUACAUAUAAUUUGCAUUCACACUGAUCCGAACCUAAACGUUAAUGACACAUGUCGAGCAUACUGUAUCAUCGCCGUUAUAACCGUCGCGCGAUGCCAAGUGUCUCGGUAAUACAUCACUGCAAAACUAUCUCUGGAUAACAAACACACGGCGACAAUCAUUGUCGCCUAUAUAUCCGCUUGUACGAGAAAGAAAAGUACAUAUAUAUAUAUGAGAGAGAAAGAGAAAGAAAGAGAACAAUUAGCGCGGCGCGUUGUCUCUUGCUUGCAGUUGUCAAUUCCAAGCUGCGGUCUCAUUGCGCGGUCGAUCUUUUUCUCGGUUUCAAUCUUGGCAGAGAGAAGACAAUACUACAUGUUACGUUUGUCUUAGAGAAGACAAGUGUAUACACACGGUGAAUAAAAGAUCUCCCCGUUUAUAUUCGCGCCAUGAAACUUUCUUCGCGAGGAAAAUUCGCGCCUCCGCCAAUGUGCCGUCGUUCGCGAGUGUGCGAGAGAGCGAGAGAGAACCGCUCGGUUUUCGGCUUCCCUCUCCUCCUCCUCUUCUCUGCACGGAGAGUGCAAGCAGACCGAGAGAAGUGCGAGCGCGCUUAACCUAAAACUGCCGUUCUCGUACCGUUGUGUCGUCUCUCUCGUCUCCGUUGCGUCAGUGGAUCUCGUCCCCCCGAUGUGCGUUGCCUCGAUAAACGGCACGUCGAACACAAAAGCGGCGCGUCGAGUCCGACCGGCUUGGAUCUCCAAAACCCAGAAUUCAAUCGCAUUACCCGCCGACAGACCGAGACCACUGAGUAGAGCGACUCUCUAUGUGAGGUCGCACCUACCAGCGAUGCUAACCUGCCAGCGCGACUCGCGAGUGUUCGCGUUCGUUGUGUGAAUGCGCGUAGAAAUAACCGGUGCUCCCGAUCGAGCAUCUCUGUCUGCGCGCUCGCGGUGCUUCCGUAGGUUUUCUUAUCCCUAAUUGUCGGAGUCUUUUACCUCGUUAUAAGUAAAGGUAAAAUACUCUUUCUCACUCCCUCUCUCACUCCCUCUCCUUCUCUUUCUCUCUCUUUCUCUCUCUCUCUUUCUCUUUCUCUUUCUCUCAGACUCUUUCUCCCGUUGCUGCCACCGUUGUUGCUACUGCUGUUGGAUACUGAAGUUGAUUGUGAUCUUUUGUGAUUUUCAAUGUAGAAAUGUCCAUCUGUUAGGCCAACUGCGAAGAUAAGAAAGUUUCCGAUGUGAACAAUGCAACGGCGCGAGGUUCCAGUGUUCUUGAUGACAGUUAUUUGGUUACAGAGCCUCUGAGAAAAGGAGAUCGUGUACAGUGUGCGUUUCCGCGUUUCAUAUUUCUUUGCCGACACACGUGCGUGGACAGCUUUUUGAUAAAGAACUGCCACUUUCCGCGUGGAGUUUCACUGUUUGCGUGUUCGUGUGAAUCAUGUCUGGCUGACAGAACGUUGUCAUGAAGCGGUCCUAUCAAGAAUCAGCACCAAACCUCACAGUGGAGAAAUAGGACAUGCUUGAUGAAAAAAUGCCCAAGUAGAGGAACACAUGUUUUGGGAAUUGAUGGGUAUAUGCUUUUCCUGCAGGAGACCCACUAGCGGCAGGUUGAACACAAAAAUUUCUGAGCACAUUUCGGCAUCAGUAACUCCUCUCCAUGUUUGUCUGGAGGAACAAAGAGGACCAGAACUGGGCUCAUGUGACGCUUCACAAGCUCACAAGCCUCAGGUUAAAAAGACCUUUGAAAAUCAAAAAGCAGAAGAAGAGAUUUCCGAAGAGGUGGCGGAGAGUAGUUCGAUUGAGGUCGAGACAGGAGAGUUAAGACAGAGCCAGCCAAGUAUGGCCAACACUAUCAGCAACAUGAAAAUGACCAACCCCAUAAAGGGGCUUGUCAGCAAACGCCGUAAACGUUUUACAGAAGACGGUUUUGAUCUUGAUCUCACAUAUAUAAGAGAUAAUUUAAUAGCGAUGGGUUUCCCUGCUGAGAAGCUAGAGGGUGUGUAUAGAAAUCAUAUUGAUGACGUUGUUAAAUUACUGGAGCACAAACACAAAGACCAUUAUAAGAUUUAUAAUCUAUGUUCCGAGAGAUCAUACGAUUGCAAGAAGUUCAAAGAAAGAGUAGCUACUUACGCGUUCGAUGAUCACAAUCCACCAAAGCUGGAACAGAUCAAGCCGUUCUGUGAGGACGUGCAUUCGUGGCUGUCUCAACAUAAGAACAAUGUGGCUGUAGUUCAUUGCAAGGCAGGAAAGGGCCGAACAGGUGUAAUGGUGUGCUGUUAUCUACUUCACAUCAAACAAUUUCCCACUGCCACGGAAGCUCUUAAUUAUUACGGAAAUCAACGGACCCACGACAGAAAAGGUGUAACGAUACCUUCGCAGAUACGAUAUGUAGAAUAUUACGCUACCCUUGUCCAAGAGGGUCUUAAUUAUCAACCGGUAACGUUGAUACUACGUAAAAUACAGCUGGAUCCGGUCCCUAUUUUAAACGGUGGUCAAGGCUGUCUGCGUUUUGUAAUCUCCCAAUCGAAGAACAGAAUAUUUUCAGAUAUUUACGAGGUUCGGAAAGGCAUGACUUCUAUAUGCAUUUCGUUGCAACACAAUCUCGCUAUAACAGGAGACAUACGAGUUGACUUCUACAACUUCAGGCCAAAAAUGAAACGGAAGAAGUUGUUUCAUUUUUGGUUUAACACAUUUUUUGUCCGUGAGAAAACUAAUUCCGAAUGCGAUAACGGCGAAUUACCUGUUGAGAGAUCGACAAGAGCAUUGAGCUGCGACGGCACAACCAUGGAAUUGCCAAUGGUGAUGUCGCAUGUAAAAUCUAGAACGGGAUCAUUGACGAGUCUUGGUUCCAUGCCGCCCACUCUCGUUUUACGGAUAGACAAGUCGGGAUUGGACGAUGCACACAAGGAUAAAAAUCAUAAAACGUUUAGUCCAGAUUUUAAAGUGAGUCUAUUUAUGCAUUGCGUGGGUGGGAGUAUAUCGCCAGCUGUGCCGGCAACGAUGAACAGAACCGGGGAUGGCAUGCAGUUGGGAAUGAGCGGGCAGGAAACGCCUAGUGAGUCCAGCGAGGCUGACAGCAGCGAGUGCGAUACCACUGGCGACGAGGACGGCUGGGAAUCCGGUGAGUCCUCUGCAUCCUUGGUGGGGAACCACCAUCAACACCAACACCAUCCCCUUACACACAGCAGUAGCCGUAAACACGUUAGUGUCCGUCCGCGAGUCAGUCUCAAGGAGACUGCAAAGUGUCUAUUGUCGCGCGGCGACAAGAGCAGGAGCAGUAAUAGACAGAGUGCAGCCGGCGCGAGCACGAAGCAUUCUUCCGCUUCGUUCGCGCGCUCCGCCACUCUCGACACGUAAUAGUUUUAAACCAAGUACGCUCUCAGUACUUAAAAACUCAGUUUACGGUCAUUUUUUUUUUGUUCUUUUUUUUUUUUUUUUGUUUUGUGAAGACGCUUUUUUGCUUUCUAUUUCUUUAUGAUGUCGCGACCGACGCAAAGAAAAAAAGAGCAAAAUAGCGUUGAACAGCCCUGGUAUAAAAUGACGACUAAAACUCGGAGAUAUCCGUUGUGCGACAAUUUUUUCCACGUCACUCGUUACACCAUUCUUCCCUUUUUUGUACGGUUAUUUCUUUUUGUCUUUUUUUCUCUCUCUUUAUCUCUCUCUCUCUCUCUCUCUCUCUUUUUCUCCCUCUCUCAUUUUCUCUUUAUUAUGUCGUGGGACCAUGAGCUUUACUUUUUCUGUAUUGACGAUUCGUAUCUUACUGACUAGAGAAAGCAUAUUAGUAUAAACUGUUGUUCAAUUCUUCGCGUAAUGCUCGUAAUAUAUAGUAAAGUAGGUAAUAUUGUUGAAUAUAUGCAUCGCGUAAAGCUUUGAGUAAAUUGAUUAGUUUGUCACGUAGAAGUCAAAAAAUAGAAACAGAGUGUAGCGUGUAGCACAUUAACAAUUAAAAAUCCACAAUGGAUUUUUAAUGCAGCCUAUGUUAAGAGAGAAUUAUACACAUUUUUCUUUAAUUAUAAAAUAUUCACAUAAUAUACUUUUUAAGCGUCGUCGUGCGGUUCAAACAAUAGAGAGUAAUUACGUUCACCUGUUAUAAAUUUUAAAAUUUCAUUACAUGCCGUGCGAGCGCAGUGAGUACACCUGAACGAAGAAAAUUGGUUAUUCAGUAAUUUGUAAUUUACACAUUAACAAACUGUUUAAUAAAACAUUUUUGUAUCAAUGUUACGCUUCUGGUUCACUUUUUUUGAAAAAAUUUAUUUUUUAAUGUAACAAAAGGAAAUUAUUUAACCGUGCGCGUUAAUUAAAUUCUCCGAUAAUGUUCUUCAAGAAACAUGUUUAUUUGUGAAAUUCAUGUUGAUUAAACAAAAAACAGAUUUUUAUAUUUUUAACAAUUUAUACAUUUUUAUUGCACUUUUGCAAUAUGUUUGCACUGCAAUCAAUUUUCUUGUUUGUUUUGAUAAAACUAUUCAAAACUAGCGAUAUUGUAAACCACGCAGUAUUUGGAUCUACGCAAUAACAUGUUUUUAAUCGACAAAUAAAACAAUGCAAUUUUUCUAUAUUUUUAACAUAUAAAAAAAAUCACGAAAAAAUGUAUUACAACGAGAUUGCGCGAAAACUCGUUUUUUUCUCUUUUUUUUUGUUUUGUAUUUUUUGUUUAUACACGUAGAUUUCGAUAAGAGCGGGAAUCUGUGUGUAAUUUAGCGGAUUUAAUUACCUUUAAUUUAGUGAAUAAAACUCUUUAUAUAUUUUGUUCAUAUCUAUUUCUCGGUAGGCUAGUUGCAAAGUAAGUUAAACUCUAAAUUAUUUUGUAAAUAAAUUGAAACUUAUUUUGCGUCCUAAGAAUCACAAAUUUGCAUUGAGGAAUAAUCGCAAGUUUUUAUAUGUUUUUUGAAAUAAAAAAAAAGAUAUAGAACACUUGCGCUAUAAGGCUGUGCACAAUAUCUAAAAUUUCUUAUCUGUACUGAACACAAUGUAAUAUUUUGAAUUCAUGAUUUUGUGCAUAUCUCAUACACACAUUAAGAUACCUAUUUCGUCAAAAAAGAAUGUUGACUGUUUAUCUUGUUAUUAAAAUUACGUGAUAGAUACGCGUAUAAAUACACAUGUAGAUGUUUGAAUAUACACACACAUAUAUAUAUAUAUAUACUAUAUAUAUAGGAUGUAUAUAGAAAGAUACGUUAUACGUAGAAAUUUUACUUAUUAUGCAUUUCAUUAAUAUGAAAACGCAUCCCGCGGGUUUAUACGUGCUAUUAUAGUUCAAGAGAGACACUUAUUUUCUACUAAAGUAAAAUUAUGUAAUACAAUUUUUGAACAGUUUAUUUGCUGUCAAGAUAAUCGUAAACGGAGAUGAGGCGAAACAAACGGGAAACGAUAAGAGCGAAGUAAUAAAAUUCAGUUUUAAAAAGCGAUGUUAAAACUGUAAUUAAAAAAAAAAAAGAGAUUACAAAAUCUUUUUGACACAUUUUUAUGCAAAUAGAAAAAAAUUAUCUUUGUUUACAAUUUAUCGACGACAGUGAUGAAGUACAAAAAAAAACCGUAAAAAUCAGCCUUUUAUAUACGCUGUACAUUCUCGAGCAAUAAUUCGGUUUCGUGAGAUGAGAAAAACAUUUCUCUCUCUUUUUCUGUAUGUAGUUGACUUUCAGCUUUACUGUGUUUGAUCCACACACUAUUGUUAUCGAUCGAUAUUGGUCGGCUAUCAGGAGCUGGGAUAAAACGGCGCACAGAAGAGAGAAGCUCUUUUUCUCUCUCGCGAAACCGAAUUUAUUGCUCGUGCUUUAUAAAUAUCGAGAUUAAUAAACUCCGAAUGCUGAUACUAGAUAUAACUCCUCGUAACAAUAACUCGGAUCGAACGUAACUCAGAGUUAAUAAAAAAAAAAAAAGAAAAAAAAAUUAGAAGAUCAAACGGCGUACAAAAAAGGGGAAAAAGAGAAAAUUCGAACGUAGAUUUAAAACCGAUUGUCUUUCUAAUGUCUUACGUUGCUUCUUAAUACAUAUACAAAGAAGAUUACGCGCUCUUAGAUUUGGAUACGCACGUAAUAGUCGUGACGUAUAUAGCGAAUACAUAUGUAUAUUAUAAGGAAAAUGCAUAAUAAUGCAAUUAAUUAAUUCACACGAACACGCAUAUAUAUAUAUACACUGGCUUUGGGAUCGAACGUGUACAGUUAUUACGCAAUUAACUCUAUCGAGAGAUCUACGCGAGUUUUGUUUUUUUUUUUUAGAUUAAGCAGGUAAAAUUGUAGAUAUCGGUAAUACAUUAUAAUUUGAUUAGCCUGAUAGCAUGAGCAUUAUUAGUAUUACAUUAUCGGAUUAUGUUUUCUGUGUGUAAGGCUAACCUUUGUGAUACAAUAAGACAACCGCGUGUUUUAAUUUCCGCAACACAACGCAAAUCGGAUUUCAAUGAAUUACUUUAAGCACGUCAUAAGUCAAGAAAAAAGGAAAAAAUGAAAAAAAAAAGAGUGAGAAAGACUAGCGUUUUUAUUUUCAAUUUUAUUCGUAGUAAAUCAUUGAUUAUUUCUAGACAGAUAAGUGAAAGCGGAAAACACGUAUUCUAUUCCGCGCUGCACGUAUAUCUCCGAACACACAUGUAGUUAUAUAUAUAUAUGUACCUUAAUUAUAUUUAUUGUAAAAUUGCAUAAAAUCCGUUAAUUUAUAUAAAAAAAAAAUAAAUAAAAUCAAUAUCGAGAUAAGAUUUUUCCGCGAGGACAGGAAAGUAAACAGACGAAGUAGUUUGUUUCGAACAGCCAAGAAAUUCGCAAAGUGCAACUUCGACUAAAGUUUUUGAAGGGCUGUAACCUUCCAAAGCUUAAGUGUUCAUUGCACGAUGUGUAAAUAUGUAGCGAGUAAUUUUUGCAUCGAUGUAUUCUAAGUAAGGAUUAAAAUUGAUUUAGAAUUUCCUAUAGAGUGAUGCAACAGAUCUGGUGGACAAUAUCUUGUCUAUGGAUUUUUCGGACCACUUUGUAGUUUUCUCUUUCCUCAUCAAAAAUAUCAUGAGAAAUUUAAGAGAUUUUUAGUUUAAGAAGCUGCAAAAAAAUCAAAUAAACAUUUUUCUCAUUUCUUUGGUUUCGCAAACUUCAUCUUAAUUAAUGUUGAAGUGGGGACCAGUUAUUAAGAUAUUCGACACAUUUGAACGUUGAAUAUAAACGUUCGAAAAAUUUACGAAAAACAAUAAUAUUCCUCUCAAAGAAAAUUGACUUCAAAUUGUUCGAAAAAUCACGUGUAUAAAAAACGUUGUUCCAUUGGAUUCGGUGCUGCACUCUGCGUCGCAGGGCCUGGGUAUUCAUAGAAAGUUGAAAAUAUCUAUGUUGAGUUUUCACUUUUUGUGUGGUCGUAGUAUCGAGACUUGUGCUGAAUGUCUUCUGGAGAGCGUAAAUGUACAAAUUAUCGCGAUGCCGAUAAGGACGCGAUUCACUCUUGUUCUCUCAUUCUUGUCGACGAUACUUCGAACGAAUGAACAAAUAUCUGAGUCCUAUUACGUUUUUUCUCUUUUUUCUUUCCUUUCUUUUUUUUUUUUAGAUAAUUUUAACUAUUUUCUCUCAUAUAUAUACAUACAUAUGUAUAUAUGUAUCUCGUUGCAUGUAAAUAAUUUAUAUAUAUAGACCAUACUUGAAGAUACUGUUACAAUGUUUGAGACAUGUUUAAGAUCUGUAUAAGCAAACUCUGUCUGUUUUAAAUGUGUAAUGAUUAUUUUGUGAUACUACUUAUUAUACUUAUUAUUAUUACUAUAUCGUUGUUAUUAUUAUUAUUAGUAGCAUUAAUGUGUCAUUCAAUAUUAGAGAAAGCUAUUGCUGUUAGACAACAAUUAUUGCUAUUCUUCAAUUACGCGAGGUCUUUACAAUUAUUACAUAAGCAUAAUUGAGAUGUUAACGAUUUUUCAAUGUAAUGCUAUAUGUUACA